GCCAAGAAAAAGCAUUCUGGAAAAGUUGAGAAAAUUAGUUCGAUUAAAUCAUCUUCAAUUUCCAAAGGAACCAAUUGACGAGACUAGUUAUGUGUUUGACAUAAAGCUUCAUAAACCAAAGAAUACAAAUGACCUCCAAGAACAAAGGUUAAGAGCAAUGACGUUUGUGAUCAAGACCUUUUUCUUAAAUUUUUAUAGUGGGACUUUGGAACUAUUCCAAGGAGUACAACUAUUUAUUCCUGGAUACACACCUGUAAUUCCUGCUGGACUCAUUAUCAAUCCUGAAGCGAGCUUUGAUAUUGAUCUUUAUGAAAUCCAACAAGAGGUCCUGGAAUCGCAAAACGAUUAA
Dentiscutata heterogama is the source of this 349-nucleotide messenger RNA. NCBI's taxonomy places the organism in Eukaryota, Fungi, Glomeromycota, Glomeromycetes, Diversisporales, Gigasporaceae. The record is from the annotation of a GenBank genome assembly.